AUGAACCAGGAAAAGUUUGAUGAAACUGAAGAUGGAACUAGGAGGAUAAUAAAUGGUCCACGUCCUUCUCCAUUGAAGAUAAAAAAGGAAUCGCAUGUCAUACGGAAACCUUCGAAUUCUUCAACAGUUCAAUUCAUGGCUCCGCCGCUAAAGAAACAAAAUGGCCCGGUGAUAAUAUACACUGAAUCGCCCAAGAUUAUUCACGCGGAGGCUCGGGAUUUCAUGGCUCUGGUGCAGAAACUCACGGGUCAUUCAAGAUCAUCAGCUGCAAACGAGAAGGCCGAAACUGUUGAUCAAUCUGAGAAGAAAGAUAAUCAGAUUUUAACUUGUGAGGAGAAUGAGAAUGAUGAAUCAUUUUCAGUUGAAAUGGAUAAGAAUAAAUCAUCCUCAUCAAGUUCUCCAAUUUAUAAAUUUUCUAAUCCGUACUUGGCUGACUUUCCUUUGUUCACGCCAAAUUCUACCAAUUUGUUCUGCUCGCCUCAGCAGAAUAUGGGAAGCUCAUUAUCUCCUACUCUCAUGAAUUAUUUGAAAGGCAUUUCUGAAUACUGA
This is a messenger RNA of Nicotiana attenuata, 549 nucleotides long. RefSeq names its product VQ motif-containing protein 8, chloroplastic-like. NCBI's taxonomy places the organism in Eukaryota, Viridiplantae, Streptophyta, Magnoliopsida, Solanales, Solanaceae. The record is from RefSeq and is a predicted model, not a curated record. The transcript has a single exon. Gene Ontology annotation, cellular component: nucleus. The coding region runs from base 1 to 549 and encodes 182 amino acids.